UGCUAAGGAAGUGAGGUCACGCAAUAUGGCGGUCUGGAGCCGCGGCGAGUGAGCCGUUAAUGCUGUGUGGAAUCCGCGGGCAUCCAUCCCGGGAGCUGCGGCGGCGGCGCUGCGUUUCUCGCUAGCAUCAAGCGGAAAACCCAAAGCCACGAUGGCAUCAGGAACCGCAGGGCUGUGAGGCAGCAGAGCGCGAGCCGGCAGGCCGGGCAGGGCAACAGAACCAGGUCGCGGACGAACCAGGUUGCCGCCAUGGAGCUGAGGGUUGGGAACCGGUACCGGCUGGGCCGGAAGAUCGGGAGUGGCUCCUUUGGGGACAUCUACUUGGGAACUGAUAUUGCUGCUGGAGAGGAGGUUGCCAUUAAGUUGGAAUGUGUGAAAACUAAACAUCCUCAGCUUCACAUCGAGAGUAAAAUCUACAAAAUGAUGCAGGGUGGAGUGGGCAUUCCCACAAUUAAGUGGUGUGGAGCUGAAGGGGACUACAAUGUAAUGGUGAUGGAGCUGUUGGGACCGAGUCUUGAAGAUCUCUUCAAUUUUUGUUCAAGAAAAUUUAGUCUCAAGACAGUUCUACUACUUGCUGACCAAAUGAUUAGUCGAAUUGAAUAUAUUCACUCUAAGAACUUCAUCCACCGAGAUGUGAAGCCAGAUAACUUCUUAAUGGGCCUGGGGAAGAAAGGCAAUCUUGUCUACAUAAUAGACUUUGGACUAGCAAAGAAGUAUCGAGAUGCUAGAACUCACCAACAUAUUCCAUAUCGUGAAAAUAAAAACUUAACAGGAACUGCUCGUUAUGCAUCCAUCAACACUCAUCUUGGAAUUGAGCAAUCUCGCAGAGAUGACUUGGAGUCCUUGGGCUAUGUACUGAUGUAUUUUAACCUGGGCUCCCUCCCCUGGCAGGGACUGAAAGCAGCAACAAAGAGGCAGAAAUACGAACGUAUCAGUGAAAAGAAAAUGUCUACACCCAUUGAGGUUUUGUGUAAAGGAUAUCCUUCUGAAUUUGCCACAUACUUGAAUUUCUGCCGUUCUUUGCGUUUUGAUGACAAACCGGACUAUUCCUAUCUAAGGCAAUUAUUCAGAAACCUCUUCCACCGACAGGGGUUCUCCUAUGACUAUGUGUUUGACUGGAACAUGCUGAAAUUUGGGGCAAGCAGAGCGGCUGAAGAUUCUGAACGUGAAAGGCGAGAACGAGAGGAAAGAUUGAGACAUACACGGAAUCCAGCUGUGCGUGGAAUACCCUCCACUGCUUCUGGCAGGCUGAGAGGAGCGCAAGAUGUAGCUCCUCCUACUCCCCUUACCCCAGCUUCACAUGCUGCCAACACCUCUCCUCGGCCAGUAUCUGGUAUGGAACGAGAAAGGAAAGUGAGUAUGAGAUUGCAUCGAGGUGCCCCAGUCAAUAUCUCGUCAUCUGACUUAACAGGCAGACAAGAUACCUCUCGCAUGUCAACUUCACAGAAUAGCAUUCCUUUCGAACACCAUGGCAAGUAGCUGCUCGUCUCCUUUCGUUGGAAGGCAGCACUGGGAAUGUUCAUGCAGCGAUAUGUCAUCCAUUCAAAAUCAGAUCUGCUUCCAAACAAUAAAACCAAAAUACUUACUUGAAGACUUAAUUAACUCUAUUACUCAAAUAAGGCUCUGUCUUGUCAUGAAUGGAAUGUUCUACUGCAGAUAUAUCCACUUUUCACUGUUUUAUAUUCUCUAUUCCUUAUGAGCUGUCAUUUAAAAAAUACUCAGAUUUGUAUUUUUAAAAUGUUCACGUACUAGUAAGAGUGGUUUGAACAUGAACAUCUCAAAGGUAGACAGACUUGUAUUUGGAUAUUUAAAACUCCUUUCCACUUGUCAGUGCAGUAGAAGUUUCUGCCUUUCUGUGUGCAGCCUUUGGCUUUUUAGUCUGCUCUGCUUUUGGCAAUAACAGGUUUCUUCAGGGAAAUAGCAAGUUUCAGUUGGAAUCUGAACCUUAAUGGUUGAAGGAUGCUUUCUUAAGUAUUUCAGGAGCUAUGUUGCUUUGCUUCUCAUUAAAAGGCUAUGAGAUUUUUCUGUUUCUUAAUAAAUUCUGUUUUAUAACUGUCUGCUGUCUCACUUUCUCUGUAAAGCCUAAGCUUGCACUAAUCCUGUAUCUCUAGCUGGUGAAGAAUCCUGCUGUUCAUCUUCAGUUUUUUCCUCCUGCUUCGUGUGCUUGGCUGACUGUGGACAAGCUGCUUCAUAAACAGAUUGUAACAUUAAAAAGAUCCAACUGUAAAUGGCAGCUUCACAAUUGAAAGUCAAAUUAUCAGACCUUAGUAAAAAAUUAAAAGGGAAAAAAUAAAAAAGGCAAAUCUAAAGCUUUGCAUUGGAAAGCUUGUGUGUGGGAGAUGUGAGGAUUCCAGUCUGCUCAGGGUUGUGUCUGCAGUGGUUGGCCUUUACUGUAUGUCUUACUGUUUGCAGCUGUUUGUAACUGAAAUUAAUGCUGAAUACUGGUUUGGCUGCCGAGAUGGUUUUGGCUUCUUAAAUUGAAGCAAUGUGUGGUUGGUUUUCACUUUUGCAGUGAAAGUGUCUUUCAAAUAAUGUUACACUGUUGCUAAAAUAGGUCAAGCUAUGGAAAUUAAUGAAGUGUCUUUUAACACAAUGUCUCAUGAAAAAAGAAAAGCCAUUGAAAAUCUUUGAAGUUGGGGGUUUUGGGGGUUUUGGGUUUUAUGGUGGAGAUUUUUUGUGGUUUUUUUUGUUGGUUUUGGUUUUUGUUUUGUUUUACUGGGAUUUUUUUCCUCGUAAAACUGAGUUAUUCACUGAGUCUGUUUUACACAUUGUUAGUGUUUUCAUAUGGUUUGUUCUUUCUUCUGUGCACGUUUAUGCGCUGUUUACUUUUCUUCAAAAUGUACCUUCUGUCUGGAAAGAUGAAUUUUCCAUGUUAACUUCUAAUAAAGGAUGGAGAUGCAGGGAACUUCA
This is a messenger RNA of Pezoporus occidentalis (night parrot), 2910 nucleotides long. It is a transcript of the gene CSNK1D, whose product is annotated as casein kinase 1 delta. Gene Ontology annotation, molecular function: ATP binding; protein serine/threonine kinase activity. The record is from RefSeq and is a predicted model, not a curated record. Gene Ontology annotation, cellular component: spindle microtubule; nucleus; cytoplasm. Lineage: Eukaryota; Metazoa; Chordata; Aves; Psittaciformes; Psittacidae. Gene Ontology annotation, biological process: positive regulation of canonical Wnt signaling pathway; signal transduction; endocytosis. The coding region runs from base 250 to 1479 and encodes 409 amino acids. The transcript has 10 exons.